AUGGAAAUAUACGCAAAAGCUUAUGAUGUCAAAGUCUGGAGAGUUAUCAAAAAGGGGAACUAUCCCCCGCCUGCUGCUGCUCAACCACUUGUUGAUCCUGAUGAUAUAGAUUCAUAUACAGAUGAGCAAAUGGCAGUUGUACAAGUCAACAAUAAGGCGAGAAAUUUACUCUACAAUGCCAUAAGUGGUGAAGAGUAUGAGAAAAUCUCCAGUUGUAAUACAGCCAAAGAAAUGUGGGAUAAGCUUGAAGUUACAUACGAAGGAAUUAGCAAAGUAAAAGAAACACAUAUCAACAUGUUGGUUCAUGACUAUGAACUCUUUCAGAUGAAAGAAGGAGAAUCUACUGAAGAGAUGUUUGCCCGAUUAAGCAAAAUCAUUAGCAAUUAA
Nicotiana attenuata is the source of this 387-nucleotide messenger RNA. RefSeq lists its product as uncharacterized. The coding region runs from base 1 to 387 and encodes 128 amino acids. The record is from RefSeq and is a predicted model, not a curated record. The transcript has a single exon. NCBI's taxonomy places the organism in Eukaryota, Viridiplantae, Streptophyta, Magnoliopsida, Solanales, Solanaceae.